AUGCAUCUCCCCACUCAGCUAGCCGUAUCCCUCCUGGCCGGCCUUGCGACUGCCGACUUUUACUUAUGGUCUGGCAGUUGCUCCACCUCCUCCGGCCUCAGGUUUCCCCUCUCUGUCGCCUCGAAUGGCGGUCCUUGCAGUGGUACUGUCUGGAAAGGCGACUGGGGCAGCAAUAUCAUGAACACGACCGAUCCCUGCAACAAGAACGCUGAGUACUGGUACAAACGAACCGGCAGCGGUACCUACGAUCUGUUUCGAGACGUCGCAGGAACCAGAAAGGUCGGCAACUGCAAAGAUGGCGGCAGAGUGAUCCAAACUUGCGGCCUGACGCCCAUUGGGUGCUCCAUGGCCCGUAUCGGACACUGUAAGACGCCGACCUGCAACAUGAAGAAUUGA
Verticillium alfalfae VaMs.102 is the source of this 396-nucleotide messenger RNA. RefSeq lists its product as hypothetical. The record is from RefSeq and is a predicted model, not a curated record. Bases 1 to 396 code for a protein of 131 amino acids. NCBI's taxonomy places the organism in Eukaryota, Fungi, Ascomycota, Sordariomycetes, Glomerellales, Plectosphaerellaceae. The transcript has a single exon.